This is a messenger RNA of Leptopilina boulardi, 2865 nucleotides long. RefSeq lists its product as uncharacterized. The transcript is spliced from 2 exons. The record is from RefSeq and is a predicted model, not a curated record. Bases 759 to 2612 code for a protein of 617 amino acids. NCBI's taxonomy places the organism in Eukaryota, Metazoa, Arthropoda, Insecta, Hymenoptera, Figitidae.
UAGUCCAAUUUCUAACAGUGUAUUGAAAUUUAUGUUUGUAAAUCUGAUUUUGUAUUUAAAAUGAACGAUCCACAAUUAACGCUUUUUUCUUACAUUUAUUUUGAUCGUAAUUUUAUAUACCUAUAAUGAAUAUGUGUGACGCAUUUUCCUAGCUUUCUAACUUUCCCUUUUUCCUCCCCCAAUUUUCAAGGACAACAUUCCUUGGACCAUCGGUCACCCCAAGGAAUGGUCCACUGGUACAAAACAGUUGUUUCCGAGCCUACACCCAAGUAGGAACUUUUCCUUUUAAAUCUACGGACUAAUUGUAAAGUUGAACAACUCUUUUAAAUAAAUGAUUUGUAUCUACGGAUACAUCUUUUUAUAAUAAUAAAAAUUACGUGUUUUAUUCAACCCGUCACAUUUUUGGCGAUCCUGCCAGGAUAGUUCGAUACGAUUACGAUCAAAAAUCGGCUAUCCUUGUGAGAACCAUUGUGAUAUUGUGAUAAAAUUUUUUUUUGUGAAAAGUGACGGUUUAUACGGUGAUAUUUUCACUGGAAAUCACCGGAAAACACGGACUCGGGCCGAAUUAAGUAAGUUCGAUAGUGAUUCCGUGGGUAUUAGUCCCAGAGAAGGUGAGACGUCACCCAACCAAGUUGGCAUCGUGGGAUUAUAAGCCUAUAAAUCAACUUACGAAUUCCGCCAAUCUAAGGACCACUGAUAAGCUGCAUUUCAAAUUUGUAAGGACACAUCUACGGAUUUGUACAACAGAAGAAAGAAAAAUGAGGAUUUUAUUAUGGUGUGCAUUAAUACUCAGUAUCAAAGCCGAUGUUCAUCUAAAAAACCUCGAGGACACUACAAUUUUUGCUGAAAACCUUGGUAUAACGAAAUUAUUCCACGAAACAUGGAAGCUCAUUCUAGGAAUCGACACCAAUAACUUUAAAACACGACUUGCAGAAAUUACAGAAAUCUAUUCUCGAGCUUCAGCUUUGUGUAACAAUUGCUCAGAAAAAUACGAAUUAAAUCUCCUUAGGAAUCGAAUUAAUAGGUUAGAAAAUUCAAAGUUUCUCUUAAAUCAAAUACUAGGACAAUCACGACAGCGAAGAGGUUUGUUUAAUUUUAUGGGAUCUUUUUCAAAAACUUUAUUUGGGACACUAGAUGAUCAUGAUUUACAAAUUAUUAAUAAUGAGUUUGAUGCUAUUUAUAAAGACAAUAACAUUAUGGCAGAGUCAAUAGGAAACCAAACUAGAAUAAUAAAAACACUCUUAAAUAGUGCUUCGCAUGAUUUACAACUGUUAAAUGAACAAUCUCAAAGUCGUACCCAAGAACUAAACAAAAUAAUAAAUUCAACAAAUGAAAACCAAAAAAGGUUACUAAUUGCUAAUCUCAUUUCUGCGGUGGAAAUUGCUGUAGCUGAAUACAGCGAAGAUUUAAACUUAGUAAUCGAUGCAAUAAAUGACGGAAGACAUGGAAUAGUUCACCCUCAGAUACUUACUCCAGAAACACUAAUACAGGAACUGCGACAAAUCGAAGAAUCUGAUAAUCAGAAAUAUCCAAUUAAGUUAAUCGUGGAUAAUUAUCAACACAUAAUUGAUAUUUCCGAAACAACUAUUGGAAUAGUUAAUAAAAGAUUAGUUUAUAUAUUAAAAAUUCCAGUUUUAGAACACGAAGAUUUGCAAACAUAUCAUCUUAUUCCUAUUCCUAUUCCCCAUGGAAAAAGCUUCAUUGCUCCUAUCCCUUCUCAUGAGGUUAUCUUAACUAAUUUAGAGAAAAAUAUUUAUGUACCUUCAGAUGUUGAUAGUUUAAAACUCUGCAAAGAAAUCGACGAACUUCGUAUUUGUAAACGAACACAGCCAAGCUAUUUUAUUAGUGAAACUCAUUCAUGCGAAACAAGUAUUAUCAGACGUCAAAAUAAACAUGUUAACAACGAUGUAUGCCAAUUCUCCGCAUUUAGAAUAUUAGAGUUAGUUUUCAUACCACUAAAGGAUCCCAAUCAAUAUGUAUUAGUUCCCGAGGUACCCUUUGAAUUAAAUGUGUGGUGCGGAACAAAUACGCAAACUCUUAAGCUCAAUUCCGCUAGCUUGCUGUUCAGUGAUGAAGACUGUAUUAUACAAACCCCAAAAUCAAUUUUAAAAUUACGAAAAUCAAAGGUACGAAGAAGCGAUAUUUAUUUCAAAAAAAAUGUAACUUAUAAAUUAAGCAUCGAAGAUAUAAAUCUGUUAAGUAGCCAAUUACCUUUAAUUCAAGAGUCGCUACGUCACGAGAAUUUUAAGGAAUUACGUCAAAGUUUAAAUAAUAUGGAAAAUUCAUUAAAAGCCAUUAAAUCUAAUCGAAGAACACGUACAUGGAUAGAAACAAGUACAGAUAUACUUACGUAUUUAGGUUACUUAUCAUUAUGUAUAAUUAGUGUCUAUAGUUUAUAUAAAAUUGGAUUAUUUGAUUGUAUUAGGAAAUCAUUACCUCGAAAUUUCUGUAUUAAACUUUUCUGCGUUUCUACCACAGUUACUUCAACACCUACAGUACAGUACACUCCUGUGGCAACAGCGCCAAUCGAACAUUUUGAUACUUCACUAAAUAAUGUAGCUAGCAAUAAAGAUGUAGUAGUUGUACAGAAAAGGAUUAAAUUGCGAACUUAGAGGACUAAGUUCAUUCUAAAUGGGGGGGUGUGACGCAUUUUCCUAGCUUUCUAACUUUCCCUUUUUCCUCCCCCAAUUUUCAAGGACAACAUUCCUUGGACCAUCGGUCACCCCAAGGAAUGGUCCACUGGUACAAAACAGUUGUUUCCGAGCCUACACCCAAGUAGGAACUUUUCCUUUUAAAUCUACGGACUAAUUGUAAAGUUGAACAACUCUUUUAAAUAAAUGAUUUGUAUCUACGGAUACAUCUUUU